Molecule: messenger RNA, 888 nt
Organism: Leguminivora glycinivorella
Lineage: Eukaryota; Metazoa; Arthropoda; Insecta; Lepidoptera; Tortricidae
Product: 5-hydroxytryptamine receptor-like
Exons: 3
Coding region: 1-261 (86 amino acids)
Cellular component (GO): membrane
Source: RefSeq, a predicted model, not a curated record
AUGACGGUGUCAUUCCUGAUCUGCUGGCUGCCGUUCUUCGCCAUCCGAGUCAUGAGCGCCGCCCUGGACUUCCAGCAGCUAAGAGCUUGGGCUAAGUGGUGGGGGCUCGGAUAUAGAGUUGUAGACAUCAACAGCUGGUUUAGCAUCGCAAUUAAUCCUAUCCUCUUCAGCCUUAUGUCCACUAAAUUCAGAAAGGCUUUAAAGUCGUUUUGGAAUACGAAGCUCAGGAAUAGCGUCUCAUCAAGUCCCGCCCAGGUGUAAGGUGUAAUACGUGAGCGCAGGCGCAGGCGAAGUUUCGAAAAAGGGUGCCAUGUGGUCAAUAGCACAGCACAGAUAUGUAUUUGUUAUUGUCAUGGAUAUUUUCUGUGUAUUUAAGUAUUUAUAUAUCGUUGUAUCGUUGUUGUACCCACAAUACAAGCGCUCUUGAGCUUAAUACAUUACGUCAUACCGAGUGAACCCCUGUAAGGCGGUAACAAAAGCAAAAAAUUCAACUAUAGGGUCUGUAGGCUAAGAGACUCCUUAAACUGACCAAUAAGUUCAGUAAACGUCCCAUAUAAAAUCCCCAUAGAGUAAUUAAGCACACCAUAAUUUCUAGAUCCUAUGGAAUUGCUUAAUACAAUAAUUAUGGCAUAUAGGGAAGCUAAUCACCUUUCAGUAAAAAAAUAAAAGAAAUGCUAAUAUACAGGAACUUUCGAGAAAAAAAAUCAAAAUCGAAAAUGACUAAUUUGGUUCUAAUACCGAUAUGAAUGAUGUUAGGACUGUGCUGAUUAUUCCAUACGAUAGUAUAUUGCUAGUUCUAUAAGUUCUCUUAAAAGUGUUUUUUUAUAAUCGAUACCGUUCUCAGGAUAUUUUGAGUUUUAGUCAAUUUUCGGGUACAUUUGCCCUAAA